Messenger RNA from Penicillium vulpinum, 225 nucleotides. RefSeq lists its product as uncharacterized. Lineage: Eukaryota; Fungi; Ascomycota; Eurotiomycetes; Eurotiales; Aspergillaceae. The transcript has 2 exons. The coding region runs from base 1 to 225 and encodes 74 amino acids. The record is from RefSeq and is a predicted model, not a curated record.
AUGGACCAUCUCCUGCUAGGAUAUCUGGGCAUACAAAGAUCCAAGGUUAAUUGGAAGAAGCUCGGGGUAUUUAGCAACGCCACGCCUGACUCUGCUAGAGCCACCUUCACUAAGGACCGAUGUAGCCUCGAGAAAUGGGAAAAGAAGAGGACCGCUGGUAUGACUACCAAGAAAGCUGAGCGAGCUGAGGAUGGGAAUAACUCCAAGACAAUGAGGGGGCUGUGA